Schistosoma intercalatum is the source of this 348-nucleotide messenger RNA. NCBI's taxonomy places the organism in Eukaryota, Metazoa, Platyhelminthes, Trematoda, Strigeidida, Schistosomatidae. The record is from the annotation of a GenBank genome assembly.
AUGCAAACUCUGUCCGAUGGUGAGAGCACAAGUGCAGAUGAACAACUUUUCGAAUAUAUGAAGAGAAUUGGACCUGGGAAGAAAAACAUUAUAAAAGAAGCUUUCAGAUUGCAUUCUGAAAUCAAACUUGCAAUACAACCAUCUGGUCCUGAUUCAGAAGUCACAAUUGAGAAGUUAACGGAAAUCUGUGAAAUAAUUGAUUGGAAUCUUUUAUUUGAGAGUGUAUUCAAUGAAAUCAAGUAUGAUUCAUACAAGAAUAUGAAAAUUAUUGUCUAUAAUCAAGAUUCGUUGAAGAGAGUUUGUGAUAAACACACAGAGUUUAUGAGAACAGAAAAAGGAAGAAAGUAA